Piliocolobus tephrosceles (Ugandan red Colobus) is the source of this 2893-nucleotide messenger RNA. It is a transcript of the gene REXO5, whose product is annotated as RNA exonuclease 5. Gene Ontology annotation, cellular component: nucleus. Gene Ontology annotation, molecular function: exonuclease activity; RNA binding. Lineage: Eukaryota; Metazoa; Chordata; Mammalia; Primates; Cercopithecidae. Bases 473 to 2698 code for a protein of 741 amino acids. The transcript has 18 exons. The record is from RefSeq and is a predicted model, not a curated record.
ACUUCCGUUCCGUUCAAACCUCCCGCGAGGCUGAGAGGGCGGUUGUUUGUUGGCGGCUGUGGCUAAGGUGGGGACAGCCUCUGCUCCCCACCCGGCUUCUCUUCUGCGUUUCCCAGGCUGGGGAGGGGGGAGUGGUUUUAGGAGGGGAAGCUGCUCGGCAGCACCUCCUUCUUUCUUUGCCAGGCAGACGCCCGUUGUAGCCGUUGGGGAACCGUUGGGAAUCCGGUAUCCGAUGCGGACGGUAAAGCCGUUUGAGUUAGAGCGGCGCGGGUGUCCAGUCCAUGGAACGGGGAGAUCGUUGGCACCUUUGCUUUUUUAGGGGGACGGGGAUAGUUCGGUAAACUGAAUUGAGAAGCGGAUCCGAGGGAAGUUGAAAGCCAUCAAGCCUGUGCAGCUCUCCGGCUAGGAGGCGGCACGCGGGGGAUAGGGGCGCUGGAGUUUCCCCAGCUCUAGUUGAUCUUUCUCCACAGCCAUGGAGCCAGAGAGGGAAGGGACCGAGAGACACCCCAGGAAGGUCAGGAAAAGGAGGCAGGCCCCAAACAAGCUGGUCGGGGCGGCUGAGGCGAUGAAAGCCAGUUGGGAUCUCGAGGAGAGUCAGCCCGAGGCCAAGAAAGCUCGCUUAUCUACCAUUUUAUUUACUGACAACUGUGAAGUAACCCAUGACCAGCUAUGUGAAUUGCUGAAGUAUGCAGUUCUGGGCAAAUCCAAUGUUCCAAAACCCAGCUGGUGCCAGCUUUUUCAUCAAAACCACCUAAACAACGUAGUGGUUUUUGUUCUGCAGGGAAUGAGUCAGCUACACUUUUACAGGUUCUAUUUGGAGUUGGGAUGUCUUCGAAAAGCAUUCAGACAUAAAUUCCGCUUGCCUCCACCAUCAUCUGAUUUUCUAGCUGAUAUUGUUGGGCUACAAACAAAACAAAGAGCUGGAGAUCUGCCCAAGACAAUGGAAGGGCCUUUACCUUCUAAUGCAAAAGCCACCGUCAACCUUCAGAAUGACCCCAUCAUUCAAAAGUAUGGCUCUAAGAAAGUGGGCUUGACCAGAUGCCUUCUGACAAAGGAGGAAAUGAGAACGUUUCACUUUCCAUUACAAGGUUUUCCUGAGUGUGAAAACUUUUUACUUACCAAAUGUAAUGGUUCCAUAGCAGACAAUAGUCCUCUCUUUGGACUUGACUGUGAAAUGUGCCUCACAUCUAAGGGGAGAGAGCUAACACGCAUCUCACUGGUUGCUGAAGGAGGCUGCUGUGUUAUGGAUGAACUGGUCAAACCUGAAAACAAGAUUCUGGACUACCUCACCAGCUUUUCAGGAAUCACGAAGAAGAUUCUUAACCCAGUGACAACCAAACUCAAAGAUGUACAGAGGCAGUUAAAAGCACUGCUUCCUCCUGAUGCUGUGUUAGUGGGCCACUCCUUAGAUUUGGAUCUCAGAGCACUGAAAAUGAUACAUCCAUAUGUUAUUGAUACAUCAUUGCUUUAUGUCAGAGAGCAGGGCAGAAGAUUUAAGCUGAAGUUCUUAGCCAAAGCUAUUUUGGGGAAGGAUAUACAGUGUCCAGACAGACUUGGUCAUGAUGCCACAGAAGAUGCUAGAAUAAUCCUUGAAUUGGCUCAAUAUUUCCUUAAGUAUGGCCCAAAAAAGAUUGCAGAACUAAAUCUAGAAGCACUAGCUAAUCACCAAGAAAUACAAGCAGCAGGCCAAGAGCCUAGAAACACAACAGAAGUACUUCAGCAUCCAAACACAAGUGUUUUAGAAUGCUUGGAUUCAGUGGGUCAGAAGCUUCUUUUUUUGACCCGGGAGAUAGAUGCUGGUGAACUUGCGUCUUCCAGAAACUGUCAAACUAUAAAGUGUAUUUCAAAUAAAGAGGUUCUUGAGCAGGCCAGAGUGGAAAUCCCCCUGUUUCCCUUCAGCAUUGUUCAGUUCUCUUUUAAGGCCUUUUCACCUAUCCUCACCGAGGAGAUGAACAAAAGGAUGAGGAUCAAGUGGACAGAGAUAUCAACUGUCUAUGCUGGGCCAUUUAGCAAAAAUUGCAAUCUCAGGGCUCUGAAGAGGCUAUUUAAGAGCUUUGGCCCAGUCCAGUCAAUGACUUUUGUUCUUGAAACCCAUCAGGUGCAGAGGCCUGUGACAGAGCUCACGCUUGACUGUGAGACCCUCGUGAAUGAGCUGGAAGGAGAUUCUGAAAACCAAGGCUCUAUAUAUCUGUUUGGAGUGAGUGAAACCUUCAAAGAACAGCUGUUGCAGGAGCCCCGCCUCUUUCUUGGCCUGGAAGCUGUGAUCUUGCCUAAAGAUCUUAAAAAUGGAAAGCAGAAAAAAUACUGUUUCCUAAAAUUCAAAAGUUUUGGCAGUGCCCAGCGUGCCCUCAACAUUCUCACGGGCAAGGACUGGAAGCUGAAAGGCAGGCAUGCUCUAACCCCCAGGCACCUUCAUGCCUGGCUCAGAGGCUUACCACCUGAAUCAAGAAGGCCCGCAGGACAUCGUGUUGUACCUCCCCCCUUUGAACAGGAGGCCUUGCAGACUCUGAAACUGGACCACCCAAAGAUAGCAGCCUGGCGCUGGGGCCGGAAGAUUGGAAAGCUCUACAGCAGCUUGUGCCCAGGCACUCUCUGCCUCAUCUUGCUGCCAGGAACCAAGAGCACUCAUGGUUCACUCUCUGGCCUAGGACUGAUGGGAAUAAAAGAGGAAGAAGAAAGCACCAUCUCAGGCCUGUGAUCAUGAGUCGGCCUGCCAUGUUUUCAUGUGCCAUUUCUUACCCCUUGUAGGCAGUGGCAAAGAAUGUGGUCAGGCUGUAGUCUCUCCAACCAGCAGACAGCUUUUGUGGAAACUUGGUGUAGCAUUUAAAAGAGUUUAAUUUGUUUAUAUGGCAUGUAUAAGUUUUCAAUAAAUACCUAAAGUUCAAGCAUAGUA